AUGGACCGUCAGGGAGAUGGCCCAGAGAAGCCAGUGAUUAGUCAAGGCGAGCGAUACGGCAAUGCAACGAUAAUUAAUGCGAGCAAAUUGCAGCCAGUCGAGGGUGGAUUUUAUUCAUGCGGCCGUCGGCCCCCCACCGCCCACUCGCAGCAGCAGCGCCAGGGAUUCACGAUCGCCAGCGUCAUCGACAAAGAGGCUGGCAGAGUGGCAGGGAGGAGUCCAGAGCCAUUAAGCUGCAUCGGCAAAAGGGAGGUGAGCAACGUAGCUCUGUCAAUCUCGGCGCUUAGAGAGGAGAGCGCAAGCCGAAGCCCGGCCCAGAGAUUAACACCCUAUAACCGGUGGUUAUCUCCUAUCAACCGUACAUCCCGGCAGAGCGAAGCAAACCUGAGGCACAAGGCCUUGGAGGCCGGGGAGACCCGAGGAGACAUCAUCCCCUCCCCUGAUUCAGCAAGUGAAGAGAGGCGACCGCAGCUCGAGGAUUGUAAAUUCGACCACAGCGCAACAAUCACCUCUUCCUUCCUGUUGGUUUCCGCUGCGACGGAUGAACGAGCAGAUGAUACCCUCUUUUUUUUCGCCUUCCCUGGUCUGGAAGCGAGCGUCUUAUAUUCCGGUACCAGCCAGCUAGCCUGCUUUUGA
Molecule: messenger RNA, 636 nt
Organism: Nannizzia gypsea CBS 118893
Lineage: Eukaryota; Fungi; Ascomycota; Eurotiomycetes; Onygenales; Arthrodermataceae
Exons: 4
Coding region: 1-636 (211 amino acids)
Source: RefSeq, a predicted model, not a curated record